GCUUGGACUUCCUUCUCUGCUCCACCAUUUCUGCCUCCCUUUUGAUUUUUGAGGGGUCUGGGGUAAAGACUGGAAGGGAGUAACUGUGUCAGGAGCAGUAGGCAAAGGGGUGGUAGCUCCAUGGGGAAGGACUGAGAGAACUGACCUGAUGCCAUGGGCUCAUUCCUUCCUAUUUUGGCUCAUUUGUAAGUCCUGUUGACUAGGAGAGCUAAGAUGGGUUGUGUUAACGUGGAAUGAAGGAGAGCUAAGAUGAGUUUUUUGGACCCUUUGUUUCAGGCUGAAUAAAUUUAUCCAAGGUAUGAGAAUCUGCUGCUGGCUUAUUAAUUCAUAAUGAGCUGUGGUGUAAAAGCUACAGACAUUUUCACUGGUUUUCAAAAGCAUGCUUAAAAAAGUUGCAAGUGGCCGACUUGGAAGGCAAAUAAUGCAAUUCCAAAUCUAUAGCAGUUGAGUGAUUUCUUAUACUCAAAGUAGCCUGCCCUGCUCCACAAAGCAUAUCUUCAGUGGUUCUUCCUAUUUAAAGAAUGUUUGUUCUAGAUGAUGAUUUGCAUUACAGCAGCACUUAGUCUGAUCCUGGCUGCGUUCCCUGCCAUCGCAUUAAGCUCUACAACCACUUAUUGCGAGACGGUGCCCUCCCUCGUAUUUAAGCACCUGCCUCCCGCAGAAGCGCGUAUUCGGAUAUCGCUGGCGAAGCACGCAGCGGGGCUGCAGGAGGAACGGAGGCUGCAAAGUGAGUUGGUGAAGGCUGCGCAGAAAGUCAGUGGCAGAGCAGGAGGCAGACUCCGUUUUCCAGCGUGCUGGAAAGCACUGACCCUGGCUUCGCAGUCGCUCUUUCACUUUUUUUCCAUUUGAACUAAAUUCCCGAGCUUGAUGAUUUAUUGAUAACACGCAGAACUGUGGUGUCCGGAGCCGCAGUGACCAGAUCUGUGAUAAGAGGAGGGGGAGGUGGUGGCCCUGACCCUUUUCUCCCUUCUCAAGUUGCGGCUUUCUCCGGAAGAUGCUGCGAACUCUGGCCGGGCUGCGGGCUGAGGAAACGUCUCCUUCCUCCUCCUCCUCCUAUCUCUGCCGGACCGCGGCGGGGCUCAGCUGAGGUCCGGGCUGCUCUGCAGCUCCACGCCCGAGCCCAGCUGGGAGGGCAGCUCCAUCUCAGAGCAGCGCAAUCUUCCCGACAGCACGCCGGCCGCCCGGUGCGGAGAGGCACGGUCCCCAAAGUGAAGAGAACGUUCUGAAAUGCAGAAAGGCUUAUCUGCAGCCGCAAAUGGGAAUCUGGAAUAACUAUGAAAAACACACUGAAAUAAUUGUGUUUGACUGGAACAAAAUUCUUGCAAAGUCCCCAAGGAUGAGAUUCUGUGCCAAAUCAAUGCUUCUAUCUGACUGGCUUUUUCUGGUCUAUGUGUUAAUGGUCUGCUGUAAAUUGUUGUCCGCCUCUAGCCACCAUCCCCGGGGACACACAGGCCAGCACCAAGUCAAGCAAGGGACAUGUGAGGUUGUGGCAGUGCAUCGUUGCUGCAAUAAGAACCGGAUUGAGGAACGAUCGCAAACAGUCAAGUGCUCCUGCUUCCCGGGGCAGGUGGCUGGGACAACGCGGGCUCAGCCCUCGUGUGUGGAAGCUUCUAUUGUCCUGCAGAAGUGGUGGUGUCAUAUGAACCCCUGUUUGGAUGGAGAGGACUGUAAGGUGCUACCAGACUACUCAGGGUGGUCUUGCAGCAGUGGAAAUAAAGUCAAAACCACAAAGGUAACACGGUAGCAAAGAAUAAACCUGUGGGUCCUACUGGAACAAUGGUGUGUGCAACUGCAUUGCUUGGCUGUUAGACAGAGACCCUAUUUUGUGAGGGUGCUACUGACUUCAUUCUUUGAACUUGCAAAAUGACUUAGUGAAAAGAACAACUCUUCUUUCAACCGUGGCUGCAGUUCGUGAUGCUGGAUUUUGCUAUACAGAACAAUGAAUGUUUAAUUUAGUGAGAAAACACAAGGAGAUUUGGUUCUACCUGAAAUGCACCUUGGAUUCUCUAGCUUCUGCCACCUGACAGCAUUUUGUAGAAGCACAAACCUGAACUUCUGCAGUACAUCAAGGACAAAACUUUCUUUGUGAUGCUGAGAUAUAUAAAAUUGCUCUAAAAGAGUUUAGAUUAUGAAAUUAAUCUAGGAUACCAUAGAAAGAAAAUUCUUACGUUGGAACCAUUAUGGGUUUGUCUGAGGUACUUCUCACAGUACAGCAGAAAAAUACAAAGCGGAUCCCAGUGCUGACAUGGCAGUGUUAGUAAAUAACAUAUUAGUGUAUUUUCAGCUGUGAUUUAGUAACUAUCAAGGUUGUUAGAAAGUGAGAAGAUGGCACUUAUAAAUCAGUAAUGAUUAUAGUAUGGCAUACUUUGGUUAUAUCUUUGCAAUUGAAUUUAUUUCCUUAGGUAGUUAUAGGUACUUUAAUUUUUACAUUCACAAGUGAUGGCAGGGAAGCAUGAGGAAGAGACAAAAUUGGAAAGUAGAUAAAGCUUUUGCUGUCCUAAAAUAAAUCCAUUCUCUAGGGGAAUAGCAAAGUAUAUGUAUCCCUUGCCUCUUUGAAUCUAGAUAUGGAAACGAAUUUAGCCAUUAGCUAGAAAUAUGCAUUCAGAUGCCUCAAAAAAAAAAAAAAGAUAGAAAAAAGAAAAAAAGUGAGCAUGCUUGUACUGCAUAAGGAGGGCUUACUGGAAGGAGGGUAAUUUGUUCGGAUUUUCAUAGCUUUGGUUAUAUCCUACUAGGUAACAUGCUUAAAAUUCAUGAGCAAAAAUUCUAGAUAAAAGUGAAUCUUCGCUUCCAAUUAGUUCUUGUUUAGACUGAUUAUUAUAAUUAAAUGUCCAGUUCUUUGACAGACUGAAUUUCCAAGUGAUUACAUUUUGUGACACAUAAUUGUUCCAUAUUAUUGUAGAUGCAUUUCAUACUGUUUUUCUUAUUUGCCUGUUGCAGUUUUUUGUCAUCAGUCUUCAUAAAUAGAACAGUAAGUAGAAGUGAAGCUGUAGCCAGGCUGAUCCCCAGUAUAUCAUUUUGGACUUAGGAUGCAUUACAACUGACUGAAAUGCAAUGAUGCAGAUGGAUAUCUUGCAGAUGAACUGCCGCUGACCCAGCUACUGAACUCAUUGUUAUGCUUUAUGUAAAUAUCAGGGGAACAAUGUAAAUCUAAUUUUUAUAUAGCUAGAAAAGAAAAAAAAAAGAAAAAGAAAAAAAAAUAUGUUGUAUUAAUUUAGAUCAUUGUGCAUACGCUUUCAGCUUUGUGGGGAAGAUACCAUCAGCUGUGUGAAGCUGUUCAGAAUAAUGAUGUUUAGCUUUUCUAGCUUUUGAUUUGCUGGAGUGAUUUGCUGGAGUGAGUGCAAGCUCUCAGCCAGAGAAUUCCACAGAAGUUAGUGGGGGAAGGUCUGGCCCUGUGUUCUUUUUCUUCUGAUUUCUCUGGUUUAGCCCACUUUUGAUUAUGCAUUUGAUGACAGCUGGGAUCAUGGUGGUCACUGUACUUGGUGAUAAGUAAAAAAGAAAUGUUCUGCUCUAUCCUCGGACAGCUAAACAGUGAUUCUACCUAGCAGACUCUGCUUUCCCUAAUGAGUUCUGCAUUACUGGUAUUUUUCCAUUGUUUCUAUUUCCCAAUUAAGUUUUAAUAUUGCCUUUUCUCUUUCUAUUUUUUCUGUAUCUGACUAUUCAAGAAUAUCAUCCGUGAAAGUUGUUUUUUGUUUCCUGUUUGUACAAUGUUGGCCCCAAAUUGUUAUUUAUUUAUUUUGCUAAUUUCUGUAUAUAAAAGCUUAGUAAAAACCAUUGCUGAGGUGUUCUGAUCUAUGCGGAUAAAUGAGAAUUUCAGAGAAAAGUUACUAUUUUUCUCUUUCUGAAUGUAAAUACAAAGAAAAAUUAUUUACCAGUGUUCAUAUGCUAGAUUUGUGGCAGAGCUGAGAAUUGACCCAAACCUUAUUACAUCUGAUUAAGCUUUUCUUGUGGGGAACAUAAAAGAGGUACGUGACGUGCCUUACAACACCCACCUGGAAGGGGCAUUCUGUGCCCCUGGGGAAAGGGAAAACUAGAGCAUAAGUUUGAUUGCAUGGGAUUAUGAAAUGCAGCCCACAUGAAUGACUUCCUUCUUAGAUCCUCCGCUGAUGACAAAGAUUUUGUAUUUCUAAAGAAUCUUCGUUCCAGAGGAUCUUGGGAUGAUUUACAGCCUUUUCUGACUUGCUGCACAAAUGCUGUAAUAGAUACCUGUCUCUUUUUAGAGGAUUGCUGUUUCUUCUAAUGCUGUUGUCUGGCAUCUGACACCAGUAUGGCCCUUCUGCUGAAUGAUUGCAAAAUUAAAGCCUUUGCCAGAGGCUCUGUUAGUAGAAUAGAUUAGCAUUCCA
Messenger RNA from Tympanuchus pallidicinctus (lesser prairie-chicken), 4340 nucleotides. RefSeq names its product TAFA chemokine like family member 4 (gene TAFA4). NCBI's taxonomy places the organism in Eukaryota, Metazoa, Chordata, Aves, Galliformes, Phasianidae. The transcript is spliced from 6 exons. Gene Ontology annotation, molecular function: receptor ligand activity. The record is from RefSeq and is a predicted model, not a curated record. Bases 1256 to 1744 code for a protein of 162 amino acids.